AUGAGCAAAGACGUCGGAGUAGAUGACGUGUUUUUCUUUAACGAUAAGUUUUCUAGCAAGUUUUACAGGGUGAACAUGGGGAGCGUGGUUGCACAGAAGGAAUCUGAACCUGAAACACAAGAGACACGACAGAGAGUCCAGGAGGACCGGAAAUUUCAGAUAGAGGCGGCGAUUGUUAGGAUUAUGAAAGCACGACGUGUCUUGGAUCACGAUAAUAUUGUGGCUGAGGUUACAAAGCAAUUGAAGUCGAGGUUUUCACCGAACCCAGUUGUGAUAAAGAACAGAAUCGAAUCACUUAUCGAAAGGGAGUAUUUAGAGCAGGACAAAGGCGAUAAGAAGAAGUAUCGGUACUUGCCUUGA
Messenger RNA from Helianthus annuus (common sunflower), 360 nucleotides. RefSeq names its product cullin-3A-like. Gene Ontology annotation, biological process: protein ubiquitination. Bases 1 to 360 code for a protein of 119 amino acids. The record is from RefSeq and is a predicted model, not a curated record. NCBI's taxonomy places the organism in Eukaryota, Viridiplantae, Streptophyta, Magnoliopsida, Asterales, Asteraceae. Gene Ontology annotation, cellular component: cullin-RING ubiquitin ligase complex. Gene Ontology annotation, molecular function: ubiquitin protein ligase binding. The transcript has a single exon.